CUCUCUCACACACACACACAUACCAACUUCAAUUCAAUAUUUAAUGGAUGGCUGGAGUUCACACAAAACUCCAGCUUUGGAUUUAUGAGCCCCAAACCCCAAAUCCCCACAUAUUUUGAUCCCUUCUUCCUCUAGAUGCUCUCCAGAUCUACAGGCUGGUGGAUGCUCCGGAUCUAUUGCUAGAUGCGAUCUAGAGGUUCUUAAGAUUCAGUAGUACAAACGAGCUCGGCUUGAGGAGUGUGUGUGCGUGGAGAGAGAUGACGGGAGUGGUGUUGGUGUCGUCGGCCGGUGGAUGCAGGGGAAGGAGAGGGGAGGAGGAGGAAGGGAAGCGGGCUAAGGAGAAGGAGGAGGAGCGACGGAAGCAGCAGCAGAUUUCUGUUCUGGCGCUGCUCCUGGCGGCAAUCCGGCGGUCCAUGGUGUCCUCGUGCCGGAUGGAGCGGGAUGCCGACGACGAGGUCAUACCUGCGCUGCAGCACAUGGAGAUCGGGUGGCCGACCGAUGUCCGCCACGUCGCGCACGUCACCUUCGAUCGCUUCAAUGGGUUCCUCGGCCUCCCCGUCGAGUUCGAGUUGGAGGUCCCCGGCCGCGUGCCCAGUGCGAGUGCCAGUGUCUUUGGCGUCUCAGCUGAAUCGAUGCAGUGUGGUUAUGACUCCAAGGGCAACAGCGUUCCCACGAUUCUCCUGCUAAUGCAGGAGAGGUUGUACUCACAAGGAGGUCUUAAGGCUGAAGGAAUAUUUCGCAUAAAUCCGGAGAACAGCCAAGAGGAACAUGUCAGGGAGCAACUAAACAAGGGCACUGUGCCAGAGGACAUUGAUGUGCACUGCUUGGCCAGCCUGAUUAAGGCAUGGUUCAGAGAACUUCCGGAGGGUGUGCUGGAUAGCCUUUCACCUGAACAAGUUCUUCAGUGCAUCACCGAGGAGGAAUCGGUGCAGCUCGUGAAGCUGCUUCCACCGACCCCGGCUUCGCUUCUCAACUGGGCCGUUGAGCUCAUGGCUGAUGUUGUUGAAGAAGAAGAACUAAACAAGAUGAAUGCAAGAAAUAUCGCCAUGGUAUUUGCUCCAAACAUGACUCAGAUGUCGGAUCCUUUAACAGCUCUUAUGCAUGCUGUUCAAGUCAUGAACUUACUCAAGACCCUAAUCCUCAAAACACUGAGGGAACGUGAAGAGGCAGCCAUGAGCGGGUAUUCGGACUUCUCAUGUUCUCCUUCAUCCCACAACCGGGGAGACGAUGAUUACAUUAGCCAGAAAGAUGUAGACAUGAGCGAAGACGAAUCGAGCGAGAUCACAUCAGACAAUGAACCAGAAGCCUACAGUCAGCUGGUGGUGGAACCGAGCUUGAGUGACUCCACAAGAUGCAUCUCGGGUAGUCGCACCUGUAGCCAGCGUUUCAGUGAUCACUUCACUGAGGAUGAAGACGACUCGUUGACCGAUAUCGAAGUAUGCUUCCUGAGGCAACUGGAAUGGAAGUCCGAGGAUGGAAAUCAAGGAGAAGAUAGCAUUAGCAUGGAUAUGUCAUCCGGUGGUCAAGCAGAGAUACAAACUUGUCAUUCCGAUGUUGUUAAUAUUGAAACUUGUCUCUCAUCGAUUGAAAGAAAAGAAGAUAGCUCCAUCACAGACAACGAAGGUGACUCGGAUGCAGAGGCCGAAGUGAAGGAUCCGUCGAAGCGACAUGAAAGCAGUGAAGUGGUGAUGGUUGACUCCCAGUGGAUAUCAUAGUCAACAGCUAGAUUGCUUCCUUACCACGCUCUGAUCGUGUGGGUUUUGUUUAGCUCACUUGUAUUUUGUAUGUGAAGGACUGGAUUGGAUUGUUGUGUUGUCGUUGGGGUCUUCAUCAACAUGGGGUUGAGGGUGGCUUGUUUGUACGAGACCGUGAAUGACUUGUUCAUGCAUUGUUUUGUUUGCUUCA
Messenger RNA from Musa acuminata AAA Group (dessert banana), 1905 nucleotides. Its product is annotated as rho GTPase-activating protein 2-like. Lineage: Eukaryota; Viridiplantae; Streptophyta; Magnoliopsida; Zingiberales; Musaceae. Gene Ontology annotation, molecular function: GTPase activator activity. Gene Ontology annotation, biological process: signal transduction. The record is from RefSeq and is a predicted model, not a curated record. The coding region runs from base 258 to 1715 and encodes 485 amino acids. The transcript is spliced from 5 exons.